CAGCUUCUUUUCUUCUCUUCUAACAACAACAACAACAACAACAACAACAACAACAACAACAACAAUGAGACACCCGCCAACUAACUUUAUGAUCUUAUUAUUCCUCUUCACUUGCCUAAAUAUUAGAAUAAACCUUUGUUUUCCCAACAUCCUUUCAUUGAAAACACUUGAGCUUGAUGGCCAUUUCGACUUUGAUCAAGUCCAUCACGCAGCAAGGGAUUUCGGCAACAUAUUUCAGUUACUGCCUUUAGCAGUAUUACACCCGAAAUCCGUCUCUGACAUAGCCAUUACUGUGAAGUAUAUUUGGGAGAUGGGCACAAGCUCGGAGCUCACGGUCGCCGCCAGAGGCCACGGCCACUCCCUCCAGGGCCAGGCACAAGCCCACAGAGGAGUGGUCAUCAGCAUGGAAUCUCUCAAGUACCCGGAAAUGCGUAUUUACCCGGGGAAGUCCCCUUAUGUUGACGUCUCUGGUGGAGAGCUGUGGAUAAACAUCCUGCAUGAGACGUUGAAACAUGGGUUGGCGCCAAAAUCAUGGACUGACUACCUGCACCUGACCGUCGGCGGCACGCUGUCCAACGCCGGGGUCAGCGGCCAGGCGUUCCAGCAUGGCCCUCAGAUCAGCAAUGUCCAUCAGCUGGAGGUUGUUACAGGUAAAGGAGACGUGGUAAAUUGUUCCAAGGAAGAGAAUGAAGACUUAUUUCACAGUGUUCUUGGAGGACUUGGUCAAUUUGGUAUCAUAACGCGGGCAAGAAUAUCAUUGGAAUCAGCACCUGCAAUUGUGAAGUGGAUUAGAGUGUUAUACUCGGAUUUCGCAAUGUUCACCCGAGACCAGGAAUGGCUCAUAUCCGCGGAAAACACGUUCGAUUACAUUGAAGGGUUUGUGAUCAUAAACAGGACAGGCCUCCUUAACAACUGGAGAUCAUCGUUCAACCCUCAAGACCCAGCUCAGGCCGGCCAGUUCAAGUCAGAUGGAAGAACACUUUUCUGCCUAGAAUUGGCCAAGUACUUCAAUCCUGACGAGACCGAAAUGGCAAAUCAGGAAGUGGAGAUAUUGUUGGGUCAACUAAAUUAUAUCUCUUCAACACUCUUCCAAUCAGAAGUCACAUAUGUGGAAUUCUUAGACAGAGUUCAUAUUUCCGAGGUCAAACUGCGGUCGAAAGGCUUGUGGGAAGUUCCACAUCCUUGGCUGAAUCUUCUGAUUCCCAAAAGCAAAAUCCACACUUUUGCUAAACAAGUCUUCGGCAAUAUCCUUACUCAGACCAGCAACGGACCUGUUCUAAUCUACCCAGUCAACAAAUCAAAGUGGGACAACAGAACCUCUGUGGUUAUACCAGAGGAAGAAGAAGUGUUCUACUUAGUGGCAUUUCUUAGCUCAGCAAUUCCUUCUUCCACAGGAAAUGAUGGCUUAGACCACAUUUUAACUCAAAACAAGAGGAUUCUGGAGUUUUGUGAGACUGCCCAUCUUGGGGUGAAGCAGUAUCUGCCUCACUACACCACCCAAGAAGAAUGGAGGGCCCACUUUGGGACCCGCUGGGAGGUUUUUGCACAGAGGAAAUCUGUUUAUGACCCUUUGGCAAUAUUAUCUCCUGGCCAAAGAAUAUUUAAAAAAGCCAACAGUAUUAUACACUUGUCUUCCUCAUAACCAACCCCACAAUGCUUUACUUUUGUGGGCUUAAGUGGUUUAGCCGCAAAAACACUGUAAAAUGAAUAAUGGUUAUUAUUGUUCACGUGGCUUUCUUUUGUGUCACGAGGAGGCUGCAUAGUGGCUUUGUUGAAGAUUUUGUAAAGGGGGGCUUAGAUUUUAGAAGUAUCCAUUAUACAGUUGGGAAAGAGUCUGUAUGACUAUAUAAUGCAUAUGUAGUAUACAAAUUUUGUAAACAUAUGAAUCUAAUACUUUCAAAGAGAUAUAUAGUAUACAGCAGCAAGAGACGAUCGCUCUACGGCUCUCUCUUCCGUCUGUCAGUAGUUCAA
Molecule: messenger RNA, 1971 nt
Organism: Morus notabilis
Lineage: Eukaryota; Viridiplantae; Streptophyta; Magnoliopsida; Rosales; Moraceae
Product: cytokinin dehydrogenase 6
Exons: 5
Coding region: 65-1642 (525 amino acids)
Biological process (GO): cytokinin metabolic process
Molecular function (GO): FAD binding; cytokinin dehydrogenase activity
Source: RefSeq, a predicted model, not a curated record